AAAGAAUAAUAAUAUUCGUAAAAUAAAUAUUUCAAAUUGACAGUAAGAAAUAAAGGGUUAUAAAAUUUGUUCUGCUAACUGAUGAACGUAUAAAUACGUCUGUAAUAUUCCCAGUGUUGAAGUAAAGUUGAGGAGGUAGCAAGCAACAUCCAAUCAAAAUACUCCGUGGUAAGUUUUAUUUUAACCUUAAAUCUAGUUGGCAAUUCUGUUUGUAGUAAUAUGUCAAAACUGUGUUGUUAUGUGUCAAAGUAUAUGUAAAAAAAAGUGUACAAUUAAAAGAAAAAGAAAAUAGUAUAAUUAAUGUAUUUAACCGAAUGAUAUAGGUUUAUAUUUAAAUUGGUAAUAGAAAUAAAGAAUUUUUUAACUAAUGAUGUAUGAAUCGUCAUCGUGGAAUUCGAAAAAAGAUGAAACCAUACACAAAGCUGCCGGUUCCAUGUUAUUACGAAAGUAUGGACAAUUUUUUGAAACACUGGCUGAUAGAUUUUGGUUAAAUGAUUCGACAUUGGAAUAUUUUAUGGAAGGUCCUAUUAGACUUGUUUAUCAAACUGUCGAAGAUAUCAGCAUUAUAUCAUUGGUAGAAAUGGAAAGCAAAGAUUUGUCCAAGCUACUAGCUGCUGUUGCUGGAACAUGUAGAGAAAUAAGACUGCUAAAGAAAGAAGCUAAUACUUUCUAUGCUAAACUCUUCGCGCUAAGCGAAAAGAGUAUGGACAACGAACUAAAAAACGCUGCUAGCUUUUUAUCAGAUCUCCAAUGUUUAUCAACUUUUGUAAAUAGAAUAAUGACAGUUUUACAAUUAACUACACAACAGCUAUUCAGUUUGGCCGGAGGAUCCCAUGAGAUAUAUUUGCCUGCUUUGAUAGAACAUUACAUAGAUUUGUUUGUACUUCUUGUAAUAUUUGAUGAAAUUAUCGAUGCACACCCAUCGAUAUCUGGUUACUGUGGUAAAUACAAGAUGAAUAUAUCUUUCUUAAGGUGUAAUAUGAAGCAGCAGUUUGAAAUAUCCGAUGCUAAACUUAAUAUGCUUGAUAAAUUGCUCAAAGAUUUGAAGGAUCAGUUGUUGGGGAAAACUGUGUUUUCUAAAGCACUCGAAUAUGUAAUGGAUGUAAAUAAAGGUCCAAUUAUGAACGAUCAAAUUGUUAAUUAUUUGAAAAACUUGAUGUCAGACGUCGAGAGUAAAUCUAACGACAAUGCUGCAUUGAAUAAAUAUUGGAUUAGAGCUAAUGUCGGUGUUGUCGUAAUAACUAAAUUAUUUGGAACCUGUGAUAAGAAAUUAGUUAAGCGAGUAAACGAAGCUAACAAAAAGUUUUAUGCUGUAACAUUAUAUAGAAACAUCAUUUGGAUACCCAGUAAAUUUUUACACGAAUUCUUACCAAAGGAAGUUGGAAGUGUUGUUAGUUCACAAAUAGGUACAAAAAUUCUUUUAAACAGAACGCAGAAAUUAUCCGUUACCAUUAAUGUUUUAAUAAAUAAAGCUAUGACGUGGUGCUUAGAGAUGCAGAACAUUUUAAAGAAAGGUAGUCUUCAAAUUUCUGACAUAGGAGACAAGCGUAUAUUACUUACAGAUAUAAUAACGUUAUUUGGACAAAUUAAAGAAAUCAUAUUUUUUAUAACUAAUCUUCACGCUAAUCUGGCCAAACCUAUGAAUCGAAACACGGUUAAACAUAUUUGUAAACUUAUAGAAAUACAAAAAUCUCUUCAAACAUGGUUCUACAUAUUGGGUCCAGUUGUGGUGCGAUCACAAGACCAAGUUUUACAAUAUCUCAGUUAUUAUAUUUUAGUCAUACUCGUAACAGCCAGGAAAGGCUUGAUUCAAAAAGAUAGAGGCUAUAGCAAAGAAAGACUUGAUGCAUUAUCGUUAAUAGGACUAAGUAUGCGCCUAAUGAGUGGCCCUAUUAGCGCCGAUGGAAGAUUAAUAGUCAGAUGUGCUCUUGCGUGUGCCAGUCAAUUGACGGAAACAUUCAAAGAUGAGGAUAUAAUAAAACUUAAAUUUUUGCUAGAUAAUUAUGAUAUUUUUGCGGAACUACAAGACAAUGUUGAUGAACUCUGUGAUUAUUCGGUAUUGUUUCAUCAUAGCAAAAUGAUACCUGCAUAUCUUUCUUCUGUCAUUCAAGAAAAUAUCAAUAUCAGUCAUCUAACUAAUUUUUUUGGUGCAUUUGAUAACGUUAUAGACCAAGAAGAAUUAUCCGACACGAAUGAACAACUAAUUAAAGAUUUAAGAGAAGAUUUACUUAAAUCUGUAUUAGAACCAGCCUGCCGUGAAAUUGAAACAAGCCUACGACUUCACGUAUAUGCACAUUUGGAAUUGGAUUUCCGUAUUCCGAUUUUGGAGGGUGUUAAAGAUGGUGGAAGAAUAGUACAUUCAUUGCCAUUACCUUUAGUUGAUACAAUGAUAUAUCCUAAAAGAUUUGUCGAACAUUAUCUAGAUGAUAUGUUUUAUAAUCUUACGACAGUUGCAUUGCAUGAUUGGAAAACUUAUAGAACUAUGCAUGCUUUGGCUAAAUACAAAUUAAAUCUCGAUACUGUACAAAAUCAUUUGCCGACGCAAACUUUGGAGCAAGGUGUAGAUGCUUUGGAAAUUAUGAGAAAUAUUCAUGUCUUUGUAUCCAAGUAUUUAUACAAUUUAAAUACGCAAACAUUUAUAGAACACACGAGUAAUAAUAAACAUUUAAAUACCAUCGGUAUUCGUCAUAUAGCCAAUUCUAUUAGAACUCAUGGAACUGGUAUUAUGAGUACUACCGUCAAUUUUGUCUAUCAAUUUCUUAGUGUUAAGUUACAAACAUUUACGCAAUUUAUGUUCGACGAACAAAUCAAAUCAAGAUUGAUGCGAGAUAUAAGAUUUAUCAAAUCUCAACGAGAAAAUGGAGCCAUACCGUAUACCUACGAGAGAGCAGAAAAAUUUCAAAAAGGAAUAAGAAAAUUGGGAAUGACUCCCGAUGGAUUAAGUUACUUGGAUCAAUUUCGUCAAUUGAUAACUCAUAUUGGAAAUGCUCUUGGAUACGUACGAUUGAUUAGAUCUGGUGGAUUACAUGCUAGCUCAAACGCGGUUUCAUUUUUACCAGAUAUUCGUUCGAAUAUGUCGUUUGAAACGAUGUGUAAGAAUUUAAAUUAUAACGAAACGACGCAGGCUGCAGCUAAACGUUUGGAGGAUGACAUUGGAAACUUGGUUCACAAUUUUACGGAAGGCAUGCAUUAUUUUAAAUUACUCGUUGAUGUAUUCGUAUCAACGUUUCGAGAUCCUAAAUGGCAUCAUUUGCAAAGAUUCUACGCUAUUGUACCACCUUUGACAUUGAGUUUCGUCGACAAUGCGGUAUCAAAUAAAGAAAAAAUGUUUAAAAGAAAUCAAACUGGUGGAGCAUUUACAGAUGACGGUUUUGCAAUGGGAGUGGCAUAUAUAAAUGCACUUCUUGAUCAAAGCACCGAAUUAGAUGCGUUGCAUUGGUUUGAAACUGUCGAAAAUCAUAUCAAUGCUGAAAGUAAAGAUGAUCGUGGCGAUGAAAAGUUGCAACAAACCAGGGCACUAACUAUGAAACGUUUAGGAGAAAGAAGCGCUGAAUUUCAAUUAUUGUAUUACAGUCUUUCUGGUGCAAGGGUGUUCUUUAAACAACCGGACUCAUAGUGAAGUUUAUUUGUUGCGAUUGAAAUACUUGAAAUAUUUCUAAAAUCAAUUUUACUCUGUUUCUUUAAAAGAAAAUAAGAUGACAAUUAGUCUUAAGUUUUGAUUGUUAAGUUUAACUCUCUUUCAUAUUUUAUAUAUUUAGUUAAAUGAAACCUUGUAAGCAGCCACUGUAUUAUAACAAUCUAUUUCAUAAAAUUUUCAAACUUUAUUUCAAACUAUAUUUGAAUUUUGUAUAAUCCCUUACUAAUCAUCCUUUUAAAAUCUAGCAUCUACAUUAUAUAUAUUUCACAUAAUAAAUAAAGUCAAGGUAUUGAUUAGCAUUAUAGGUUUAAAUGAAUUAGCAUUAUCGGCAUUGCAUCACUAUCAUUUAUCUGCACAAGUAAUGUGUACAUACCAUACAUCAUUAUAUAAUUCUUCUUUCAUUAUUAUUUUUCUUUUCUUUAUCUUCUCCCUUUGUCUUAUUUCUUUAUCACAUACAAUCAAAGGCUUAGCUUGUUUAUUUGUCUUUUUGUUUUAAAUUAAUAUUCAUCAAAUCAGCAUCAUAUUCAAUUUAUUUUUGUGUUUUUUUCUAACACAUGCCAAGUUAUCUUUUAAUUUGUAAUGUAUAUUCGCUUAUAUAAACAUACUACAUUUAUCGGUAUCACUCCGUAAUAGUCAUUAUGUAGAUGGUGGCUAGAUUGUAUGACUAGACUAUAUUACAUUUGGAGAUUCCUAACUAGCUUUUUAUCAUUCUUGUAAUAAUAUAACAUAAACAAGAAUUAUGACUACGUGUCACAACCAAUUCAUCAUAUUUUCUUUUUCUUUCCCAAAAAAUAGUAUUAAUGUAUCACUAUUUCAAUGCAACGCGCGAUUAAAUGGAUAUAAAAUGAUCAUUUUUAAUACAUGGUAUCAUUAAUAUCUGACGACGCUCUAUCUUGUAUAUCGAAUGAUAUUAUUCAUAAUGUCAGUAUUUUGAACAGACAUUAAAAACUACAAUAAAAAAUAUAACAAAUACAAGUUCAAACAAUUAUAGAAAGUAUUUUCAAUAUUGUAAUCUUUCUACUAAAUUUCAUAUAAAUAAAAUUUGUAUAAACUUGUAUAAACAUAAGAUUCUAAUUUCAUAUAAAAUAAUCUAAGUUUCAAAAAUUGAUUGAAUUUUUAAAUAUAAUCACAUCAUUUGUCUAAUAUUAAGUUUUCUUUUCGCAAUAUUAUUUAUAUCCAUUAAUAUAAA
This is a messenger RNA of Polistes dominula (European paper wasp), 4826 nucleotides long. It is a transcript of the gene SWIP, whose product is annotated as strumpellin and WASH-interacting protein. Gene Ontology annotation, biological process: endosome organization; endosomal transport. Gene Ontology annotation, cellular component: endosome; WASH complex. The record is from RefSeq and is a predicted model, not a curated record. NCBI's taxonomy places the organism in Eukaryota, Metazoa, Arthropoda, Insecta, Hymenoptera, Vespidae.